ACUAAAUGGCUGUAGGGUAGAGGGACGUUUGGUAUUGACGCGAUUGGACGGAAAAUGCUCAUAACCUGAUUUUUACUCUUUUGUCCAGAAAAGCGGUACCAGAUUGCUGUCCCGUCACACAUCCCAUGUUUUGUAUUGAACAGGAAGAUAUGCACUCCGCUGAGACCCUCAUCUCACCUCAAUUGCCUUGUUGUACUCACCACUGUCCAGCCACAAGAUGAUCAGGACUGAAAGCGCGUGGCUGCCUCGGAUCAUUCUGGAUUUCUCCAAAGGUUAUAAGCAAGCUACGAAAAGGCGUCGUGUAUAUUCCUUACAUCCCUUCUACGGAAUCUCAUACGUUGCGUCGACUUUCUUCAACUGCAAAUCAUGGAAACCGUUCACCUCGGACCCUUCGUUGUUCCUCGUAUCUGGACUGGCCUUUGGCAACUUUCUGGCAAUGCUUGGGGCAGCGCACCCGUUUCCAAGAUUCGAGAGGCAAUGAAACGUCAUGUCGACAUGGGAUACACAGCAUUUGAUAUGGCAAGUGGACGGACUUUUUCUAUCGCUCAUGUCUAUCUGAUUGAUUGGAUCAUUUACUUUAUAUACGUUAGGGUGACUUACCGUCCUCCACAAGCUGAUCAUUAUGGAAGCGCCGAGAUUAUCUUUGGACAGUUUCGCAACAGCCUAAGCUCGGAGUCUCCGCGUGUCAUUGGGGCGACCAAGUGGUGUGUUUUCAGGGAUAUCACCGUUGAUCGUGAGACGGUCAAGGCUGCGGUUUCCGAACGAUUGGAACGUAUGCAGACGGACCGCUUAGACCUUUUGCAGUUUCAUUGGCAGGACUAUACUAGCAAAGGCUAUCUGGAAACUCUAGAAAUGUUGCACGAUCUCCAGAUCGAAGGCGUUAUCUCCUCUCUCGGUCUCUGCAAUUUCGAUACCAUCAGAAUGGAUGAGAUCUGUACUCAGCUAGGGCCGGGAGUGAUCGUGUCGAAUCAAGUUCAAUUUUCAGUUAUUGAUACGCGUCCGCUCCACGGAAUGUCUGAUGUUUGUGAGAAACAUGACGUCAAGUUGUUGACUUAUGGUACGCUGUGUGGUGGAUUUCUGUCGGAUGACUGGCUGGGGAAACCUGUACCAGACCCGUAUUCCGGUACUCUCACGCCCUCGCAAAGAAAGUACCUUGAUAUGAUCGUGAAUGCGUGGGGUGACUGGGAACUGUUUCAAUCAUUGUUGCGUGUUCUUCGGGAUGUCGGAGCUAGGCAUGGCGCUGCUAGCAUUUCCAAUGUGGCUGUUCGCUGGGUCCUAGAUCACCCGUUCGUUGGCGCGGUGCUAAUAGGGGCUCGCUUGGGCAUAUCGGAACACAUCGAGGAUAAUUAUCGAGUUUAUGGAUUCAGUCUCACGGCUGAAGACAACCGAGAUAUUGAAGCGGUGUUGGAUCGCUCGAGCGGGCGCAGAAUGGUGACUACAGUUGGAGACUGCGGAGCUGAAUACAGGUAACCGUGUAGACAAUCAUUCAAGAGACGGCAAAAUAGCAGAAGCUUCCAUUGCUUACGUUAUUCAACCAGAUUCCAUACACCUUCUAAUUUAUUCGCG
Messenger RNA from Marasmius oreades (fairy-ring Marasmius), 1566 nucleotides. RefSeq lists its product as uncharacterized. Lineage: Eukaryota; Fungi; Basidiomycota; Agaricomycetes; Agaricales; Marasmiaceae. The coding region runs from base 367 to 1470 and encodes 367 amino acids. The record is from RefSeq and is a predicted model, not a curated record. The transcript is spliced from 10 exons.